AUGGCUGAAAAAGACCUCGGAAAGGCCGAGGAGGCCAUUGCCGCCAACCACCACACUGAUCAGGCCGAUCCCGCCUACCGCAACUCCAUCGAGACCGACUCUACCCGUGCUGAAGGCCAACAUGACAAGGCGCAGAACGUCGGUGUCUCUGUUGAGCAGGCGGAAGCUGAGUUUGCAGAGCUCCAGCGUGAGUUCACUGGUGUUUCUCGAGCCAGUCGCAGGAAGAGCAGAGCUAGCAACGCCGAUCCUGAGAAGAAUGCUACUGCUGAUGAGGCUGAGGUUGAGUCCCUCUUUGAUCUAGAGGCGGCUCUUCGUGGCGGUCUCGAUCGUGAGAAGGAGGCAGGAAUCAAGUCAAAGCACAUUGGUGUUUACUGGGAUGAUUUGACCGUCAAGGGUUUCAGCGGCAUGUCAAACUUUGUGCCUACCUUCCCUGAUGCUUUCGUCGGCUUCUUCGAUGUUAUCACGCCCGUCAUCAACAUGCUCGGUCUCGGCCCCAAGCCUCCCCAGGUUGCACUCCUCGACAAGUUCCGAGGUGUGUGCAAGCCCGGCGAGAUGAUCCUCGUUUUGGGCAAGCCUGGUUCCGGAUGUACGACUUUCCUCAAGUCCAUUGCCAAUCAGCGUUAUGGAUACACUGCCGUCGAGGGCGAGGUUCUCUACGGACCUUGGCACAACACCGAUUUCGACCAGUACCGUGGAGAAGCAGUCUACAACGCCGAAGACGACGUCCACCAUCCUACUCUUACAGUUGAGCAGACCCUUGGCUUCGCAAUUGACACAAAAAUGCCCAAGAAACGCCCUGGUAACAUGAGCAAAGACGAGUUUAAGGAGAGCAUCAUCUCCAUGCUUCUCAAGAUGUUCAACAUUGAACACACACGCCACACAAUCGUAGGAGAUCACUUUGUCCGCGGCGUGAGUGGAGGAGAGCGUAAGCGAGUCAGUAUUGCAGAGGGUAUGAUCACCAACGCUGCGGUUCUCUCUUGGGAUAACAGUACCCGUGGUCUUGAUGCCAGUACUGCGUUGGAUUUCGCCAAGUCUCUACGAAUUCAGACCAACCUGUACAAGACAACUACUUUUGUCUCUUUGUAUCAGGCUUCUGAGAACAUUUACGACCUUUUCGACAAGGUCUUGGUCAUCGAUGGUGGAAAGCAGGUCUACUUCGGCCCUGCUUCUACCGCUCGCAGCUACUUUGAAGGUCUCGGCUUUGCUCCUCGACCUCGUCAGACUAGCGCCGAUUACCUCACGGGUUGUACUGAUGAAUGGGAACGAGAAUACGCCCCUGGUCGAUCAGAGGAAAACGCUCCCCACAACCCCGAGACCCUGGCUGAGGCUUUCAGGAAGUCUGAUGCAUUCAAGGCCUUAGACGCUGAAAUGGCCGAGUACAAGGCUUCUCUAACUCAGGAAACUGAUACUCAUAAUGACUUCCAGAUGGCUGUCAAGGAGAGCAAGCGCGGCACCUCCAAGCGCUCUAUCUACCAAGUCGGUUUCCAUCUCCAAGUCUGGGCUCUUAUGAAGCGUCAGUUCACUCUUAAGCUGCAGGACCGUUUCAACCUUUUCUUUGGUUGGUUCCGCAGUAUCGUCAUCGCCAUCGUCCUCGGAACACUCUAUCUCGAUCUCGGAAAAAACUCAGCCAGUGCCUUUUCUAAGGGUGGUCUUCUGUUCAUCGCUCUACUCUUCAACGCCUUCCAAGCCUUUUCUGAACUAGCAGGCACUAUGACAGGACGGGCUAUUGUCAAUAAGCACAAGGCCUAUGCUUUCCAUAGACCCUCUGCGCUUUGGAUCGCGCAGAUCUUUGUCGACCAGGUCUUCGCUGCUAGUCAGAUUCUGCUCUUCUGUAUCAUCGUUUAUUUUAUGACGAAUCUCGUUCGUGACGCUGGCGCAUUCUUUACUUUUUAUCUGAUGAUCCUUUCCGGUAACAUUGGAAUGACUCUUUUCUUCCGUAUCAUCGGUUGUGUUUCGCCCGACUUCGAUUAUGCGAUCAAGUUUGCGGUUAUCGUCAUUACUCUAUUCGUUGUGACGUCAGGAUACAUCAUUCAAUACGCCCAAGAACAAGUCUGGUUGCGAUGGAUCUUCUGGAUCAAUAUCUUGGGUCUCAGCUUCAGUUCCAUGAUGAUGAACGAGUUCCAGAGGAUCGACAUGGAAUGCACAGCCGAUAGCUUGAUCCCUGCCGGGCCCGAGUACACCGACAUCGACUACCAGGUCUGCACUCUCGCUGGAUCCAAGGCCGGAACCACUCUCGUCUCCGGCAGUGACUACGUUGCUCAGGGCUUCUCUUACUACCCCGGCGAUCUUUGGCGAAACUGGGGUAUCGUCCUAGCUCUCAUCAUCUUCUUCCUCUUUCUCAACGUUGCUCUUGGUGAACUCGUCAACUUUGGCAUGGGUGGAAACGCAGCUACCAUCUUCUCCAAGCCUAACAAGGAGCGCAAGGCCCUGAACGAGAAGCUUAUUGCUAAGCGCGAUUCUCGACGCAAGGACAAGUCCAAUGAGGAAGGAUCCGAGAUUUCUAUCAAGUCUGAGAGUGUACUUACUUGGGAGAACCUGAACUACGAUGUCCCUGUCCCAGGUGGUACUCGCCGUCUUCUCAACAAUGUCUUUGGUUAUGUUCGUCCUGGUGAGCUUACUGCUCUUAUGGGUGCCUCAGGUGCUGGAAAGACCACUCUUCUCGACGUCCUUGCUGCCCGUAAGAAUAUUGGCGUGAUUCACGGAGAUAUCUUGGUCGACGCUAUCGCUCCUGGCAAGGAAUUCCAACGUUCAACUUCAUACGCCGAACAGCUUGAUGUCCACGAGCCUACACAGACCGUCCGAGAGGCUUUCCGAUUCUCAGCUGAGCUCCGUCAACCCUACCAUGUACCCAUGGAGGAGCGCUAUGCCUACGUCGAGGAGAUUAUCUCUCUUCUUGAGAUGGAGUCUAUCGCCGAUGCCAUCAUUGGAACCCCUGAAUUCGGUCUUACCGUCGAACAGCGCAAGCGUGUCACCAUUGGUGUCGAACUCGCUGCCAAGCCCGAGCUGAUGCUUUUCCUUGAUGAGCCUACCUCCGGCCUAGACAGUCAGAGCGCGUUCAAUAUCGUCCGUUUCCUCAAGAAACUUGCUGCUUCGGGUCAGGCUAUUCUGUGCACAAUCCACCAGCCCAACGCCGCCCUCUUUGAGAACUUUGACCGUCUUCUUCUCCUCCAACGUGGAGGCCGCACUGUUUACUUCGGAGAUAUUGGAAAAGACGCACAUAUCCUGCGAAGCUACCUCGAGUCUCAUGGUGCCGUUGCCAAGCCUACCGAUAAUAUCGCCGAGUUCAUGCUCGAGGCCAUCGGUGCUGGAAGUGCCCCUCGCGUCGGAAACCGUGACUGGGCUGAUAUUUGGGAGGACAGUUCUGAGCUUGCUCAAGUCAAGGAAACUAUCAUCCGUCUCAAGCGCGAGCGUCAGGAAGCUGUUGGUGGCGCCAAUACUAAGAAUGCUGAGAUGGAGAAGGAAUAUGCCUCACCCUUCACCCACCAGAUGAAGGUAGUCUCUACUCGCAUGUUCCGAUCGUUCUGGAGAAUGCCCAACUACUUGUUCACCCGUAUUUUUGCCCACGUCGCAGUUGCUCUCAUCACCGGUCUGAUGUACCUCAACCUGGACGACUCCCGAGCUUCCCUACAGAACCGUGUUUUCAUCAUCUUCCAGGUCACUGUUCUUCCUGCUUUGAUCAUUACUCAGGUCGAGGUUCUCUUCCACAUCAAGCGAGCUAUGUUCUUCAGGGAGCAGUCCUCCAAGAUGUACUCACCUUUCGUGUUUACCUCCAGCGUUGUCCUGGCUGAGAUGCCCUACUCGAUCAUUUGUGCCGUGGCUUUCUAUUUGCCCUUGUACUUCAUGCCUGGUUUCCAGACUGAUCCUUCCCGCGCUGGUUUCCAGUUCUUGAUGGUACUCAUCACUGAGAUCUUUGCUGUCACUCUAGGACAGGGACUUGCUUCUAUCACACCUUCGCCUUUCAUUUCAAGCCAGUUUGAUCCUCUUAUAAUUAUCGUCUUCGCCUUGUUCUGUGGUGUAACGAUUCCUCCUCCUCAAAUGCCCGGUUUCUGGAGAGCCUGGUUGUACCAGCUUGAUCCUUUCACGAGGUUAAUUUCUGGCAUGGUUACAACCGCUCUACACGGAGUCGAGGUAGUUUGCAAGCAGAGCGAGUUGAACGCCUUCAGUGCUCCUCCCAACAUGACUUGUGGCGAGUACAUGGAGCCCUUCUUCGAGAAUGGGGGGUCCGGCUACCUCGUCAGCAACAGUACUCAAGACUGCGAGUACUGUGCCUACAAGGUUGGAGAUGAGUUCUACAGUACCUUCAACCUCUCUUUCGAUAACCGUUGGAGAGAUUUGGGUAUCUAUGCUUGCUUCAUUGUGAGCAACUUGAUCAUUCUGGUUACGGCGAGUCGAUUCCUCAACUUCAACCGUCGUUAA
Molecule: messenger RNA, 4416 nt
Organism: Fusarium venenatum
Lineage: Eukaryota; Fungi; Ascomycota; Sordariomycetes; Hypocreales; Nectriaceae
Product: ABC-2 type transporter-domain-containing protein
Biological process (GO): transmembrane transport
Cellular component (GO): membrane
Molecular function (GO): ATP hydrolysis activity; ATP binding; ABC-type transporter activity
Source: RefSeq, a predicted model, not a curated record